ACAGACAUAUUGACUGCUUUUUUUUGUGUUGUUUUUGGUUGUACUUUAUUUACAAUAACGAUGUUACGGAGAGGGCAGGCGAUGCUGCCUUUCUUCUUAUUGACCUGGGUCUUGAGGCUUACACAAGCUCUUGCUUCAGCUCAUGAUCCCCUGCAGGAUGAAGCGGCUGCAAAUUCCAUGUCAGGGACAGGAAACUUGGAUCUUGGAGGGAACUUGAGCUUGCCUACUGAUUUAGCCAUUCCUUAUGCUGAGGACCUUUUUUCUAAACAGGAUUACUUUUCACCAAAUGGAAAAGGUGAACUUUCUAAGAUUGCUGGUUAUUCUGCAGAUCAACAGAGGCAGUCUCUUGAUCAUGUGUUUUCUGAGCCUGAUGCUGCAAAUGAUGGGCUUUUUGAUUUCAGCCAGCAUUAUAGGUAUGAUGAGAAUGCACUUGAACAACCUGUCUUUUUCAAUCCAGAUAGUGAUGACUUCAAUUCUGAUUUGACCAAGACCUCUGUCCCUUUUGUUGCUGAGUACCCUAUGGCUUCAGAAUCUGAAGGAGAUGUGAAACAUGUACUCUUUACUGAUCGGAGUAAUGACCCUGAUGUGGACUUCCCUCAAGUCUUUGCAUAUGCUCAUUCAGCUACUUCAGAUAAAGAAAAUGUGUCUAAUACCGCUACCCUUGAUCUUCUAGCAGUCAAUGAUUCGGUUAUUAAUCUUGCAGCAGAAGUGGGUAUAGGUGAACUUGGCAAAGAGUUUGAUUCUUCUGACCACAAGUCUGGUGACUAUUCUGAAACCCUAGGCUAUGAUUCUCCUGCCUUUGCAGAGCUUGAAAAGGAAGGCACUGAUACUUUGCAUCCUGAUGUGCGUUCCUAUCAUCGUGAGGACCUAGUUACUGGUGACCUUAAUGGAAUGCAUGUUUCUUCUUUUGACCGUUCUGUGCUUACUGAUAUAAAUCUGCAGUUGGAUGAAGCUCUUUCUCCAGCUCUUAAGAUUGCCAGUGCACUCAACUCUCCUGAUCUCUCUGGAGGUCCCAGGGUGCCAAGCAGCAUCUAUGAUGCCUCUGUAGGGCUCUAUGGUGUAUUUAAUCUACCUAUUACCCCAGAAAACCCUCCUCCCCAUAGCACAGGAGAGCCAACCACCUUGGCUUCAGCAACUACAUGCGGUGUUGCAGGCAUGACCAUCAAAUUGUUUGGUGGAAGACUGACAGACCUCAAAGUGCGAGCCGCCUUCAUGUUAGUUGAAGUAAGCAAAGUUACACAGAGGUGCAAGUACAAGGUGUUUGAGAAAAAUGGAGUUGUCCACUUUACAACUGCCUUCAAAGGUUGCCAUGUGAAGGCAUGGGGUGGGCAAUAUGUCUUGACCCUGAUGUGGAGAAACAACUAUGUGCAUAUGUCCUGUCCAAUUCCCACACCUGAUAGACCUAUUACAAUCUGUGGUAAGAGUAGCAUGACCAUCAAACUCCCAGCAGGACCAAUAGAAGCGCUUCGUGUAAAAAAUAAAUUCAACAAAUGGGUAUCCAUUCAUGAAGUUGCUGUUAAAUGCAAAUAUCAACUAUUGAGUGAUUCAGAGGGAAGGAUCACCUUCACUACUUCAUACAAUGGAUGUCACGUGAGGAGAUUGAUGGAUCGUUACUUCUAUAACAUCUACUAUCAAGUGGCUCCAGGGAAGCUAGGACAGGCACUCAUGUCUUGUAGGACAGGAAUUAAUGUCACAGUCCCACCUGAAGCGUCUUUGCCGUCUGUGUUUUGUGGCAAGUCUGGCAUGAUAAUCACAUUACCCAAGGGAAGUCUUAAUGAAGUCAAAGUGAGAGAUGGUUUUGGCAAGGCAAUACCUGUUGGUAGUAUUGCCAAGCAAUGCAAUUAUCAACUCUUUCAAAUGAAGACUGGACACGUAAUCUUGAUUGCUUCCUUCCAAAGCUGUCAAAUUGCAUUUGUGGAUGGUUUCUUUGCCUUGAGCCUCCAAUUCCAGCAUGCUGAUCAUGUAAUGGGAGAGGUCUCUGCACUUUGCCAUGCGGGUGGGGAGCCAAAACCAUCUUGCCAACCUGAGCCUCCUACAACUCAAGACGUAUCUUCCAGUGUACUGUCUACAGUAAUUCCUGUAGCUGUGUCUGCUACCAUCUGCAAGAAGCAUGGCAUGACCGUAGUUCUACCCAAUGGUCCUAGGUGGGGGAUUGGAGUGAAAGAUCUUUCUGGCAAAGAAAUCACUGUGACUAGUGCUUUGGCAGAACAAUGCCAUUACAAUCUCUCUCUGCAUCUGGAGAAAAUAAUCUUUACAACUUCCUACACUGGCUGUUUUGUUGAGCAAGUGGGAGGUCGGUAUGUCCUGACUGUCCUGUACAGGACAGCUACUUGGAAUCGAGGGUCUGUGCGGAUGGAAUGCCCAACCAGUGCUGGAAGCCCUACAGAAUUGCCUCCUCUUCCAGCCACUGUGGGGAAACCCUUUCCUGUCUGCAGGUCCUCUAACAUGACUGUGGUGCUGCCGACAGGAUCUCUAGAAAAAGUCUUUGUACUAGAUGAACUCAAGAGGCCAGUUAAAGUCCUUGAUGCGCCCAAGUCAUGCAAUUACAGCUUGGUGGAGAGAAGAGGAGAGAUCCUCUUCACGGCUUCCUACAGUGCCUGUGAUGCCAAGAUCUUGAAUGGAAACUAUGUCCUGGCCAUUAUCUAUACAACUUAUUCUGGAGACUUUGCAUCAGUGCAGAUAGAAUGCCCUACCACUGGAGAACCAACAAAACCCCCUCCCUCUACAAAACCCAUUCCUCCAACUCCUGUCUGCAGAGCUUCCAGCAUGAUGGUGAAGCUGCCUGAGGGGCCUCUGGAACAAGUCAAGAUAAUGAAUAAUUCCAAUGGGCUAUGGGUAGCUGUAAAGGAUGUCCCAAAGAACUGCAACUACACACUGAUGAAGGAAAGAGGAAGCAACCUCUUCAUAACCUCCUACAAGGCCUGUCAUGUCAGGAUACUGAAUAAAAACUAUGUCUUGACUAUAAUCUACACAACUGCAACUGGGGUAAGAGGGAUGGUGCAAAUGACUUGUCCAGCAGUAGAGACAACAACCCAUACUACUAGGACAACAACUAUUGGGAAGCCAGGGACUACUGGGAAACCUACAAAACCAACUCUCCCUCCCACUCCUGUCUGCAAAGCCUCCAGCAUGACUGUAGCCCUACCCUCUGGGUCACUUCAAGUUUUGUUAUUGAACAUGUCCAACGAAUGGGUAGAUGUCAAUGCUGCUCCCAGUUACUGCAACUACAGUUUGGUGCAGGGAAGAGGAGGAAGGAACUUCUUUACAGCCCCCUACAGGGCUUGUGAUGUCCGGAUUCAGAAUGGGAACUACAUGUUGACCUUGCUUUACAUAACUGCUGCUGAUGAACGAGGGUACUUGGACAUUAGAUGUCCCACCACUGGUGGGGACCCAACAGAGACUACUAGAACCUCUGGUGGGGAGCUGACUGGAACCACUGGUGGAGAAAUGACAACUACUUGGAAACCUACAAUGCCACCUCUCCCUGACACUGCUCUCUGCAGAGCCUCCAGCAUGACUGUAGAACUGCCCUCUGAGCUACUUCAAAUUCUAGUAUUGAGUCCGUCCAAUGAAUGGGUAGAUAUCAGUGAUGCUCCCAGUUACUGCAACUACAGUUUGGUGCAGGGAAGAGGCGGCAAGAACUUCUUUACAACCCCCUACAGGGCUUGUGAUGUCCGGAUACAGGAUGGAAGCUACAUCUUAACCUUACUCUACAUAACCACUGCUAAGGGAGGCUACGUGCACAUGAGAUGUCCAAUUACCACCAGCGGGGGGACCUCCAGGACCACCAGCGGGGAGCCUCCCUCCAGGACCACCAGCGGGGAGCCUCCCUCCAGGACCACCAUUGGUGAGCCGACCAGAACAACCAGCAGGAAGACCACCAGUGGGAAGACAAUAACCAGGACCACCACUGGUUGGGAGCCAACAGAGACUACUAGCCCCUCUGGUGGGGAGCUGGCCGGAACCACUGGUGGAGAAAUGACAACUAUUUGGGAACCUACAAUGCCAACUCUCCCUGACACUGCUCUCUGCAGAGCCUCCAGCAUGACUGUAGAACUGCCCUCUGAGCUACUUCAAAUUCUAGUAUUGAGUCCGUCCAAUGAAUGGGUAGAUAUCAGUGAUGCUCCCAGUUACUGCAACUACAGUUUGGUGCAGGGAAGAGGCGGCAAGAACUUCUUUACAACCCCCUACAGGGCUUGUGAUGUCCGGAUACAGGAUGGAAGCUACAUCUUAACCUUACUCUACAUAACCACUGCUAAGGGAGGCUACAUGCACAUGAGAUGUCCAAUUCCCAUCAGUGGGAAGACUACCAGGACCACCAGCGGGAAGACCUCCAGGACCACCAUUGGGGAGCCGACCAGAACCGCCAGUGGGAGGACCACCAUUGGGGUGCAGACCUCCAGGACCACCAGCGGGAGGACCUCCAGGACCACCAGCGGGAGGACCUCCAGGACCACCAUUGGGGAGCUGACCAGAACCACAAGUAGGAGGACCACCAGCGGGAAGACCUCCAGGACCACCAUUGGGGAGCCGACCAGAACCACCAGUAGGAGGACCUCCAGGACCACCAUUGGGGAGCCGACCAGAACCACCAGUAGGAGGACCACCAGCGGGAGGACCUCCAGGACCACCAGCAGGAAGACUACCAGAACCACCAGCCGGAGGACCACCAGCGGGAGGACCUCCAGGACCACCAUUGGGGAGCCGACCAGAACCACCAGUAGGAGGACCACCAGCGGGAGGACCUCCAGGACCACCAUUGGGGAGCUGACCAGAACCACAAGUAGGAGGACCACCAGCGGGAGGACAUCCAGGACCACCAUUGGGGAGCCGACCAGAACCACCAGUAGGAGGACCACCAGCGGGAGGACCUCCAGGACCACCAGCAGGAAGACUACCAGAACCACCAGCCGGAGGACCACCAGCGGGAGGACCUCCAGGACCACCAUUGGGGAGCCGACCAGAACCACCAGUAGGAGGACCACCAGCGGGAGGACCUCCAGGACCACCAUUGGGGAGCCGACCAGAACCACCAGUAGGAGGACCACCAGCGGAAGGACCUCCAGGACCACCAUUGGGGAGCUGACCAGAACCACCAGUAGGAGGACCACCAGCGGGAGGACCACCAGCAGGAAGACUACCAGAACCACCAGCGGGAGGACCUCCAGGACCACCAUUGGGGAGCCGACCAGAACCACCAGUAGGAGGACCACCAGCGGGAGGACCUCCAGGACCACCAUUGGGGAGCUGACCAGAACCACCAGUAGGAGGACCACCAGCGGGAGGACCACCAGCAGGAAGACUACCAGAACCACCAGCGGGAGGACCUCCAGGACCACCAUUGGGGAGCCGACCAGAACCACCAGUAGGAGGACCAUCAGCGGGAGGACCUCCAGGACCACCAUUGGGGAGCCGACCUCCAGGACCACCAGCGGGAAGACUACCAAGGCCCCUACAAAUGUGGUCUGCACAGCUUCCAAUAUGGUGGUGGAGCUGCCCAGAGAGCCUUUAACAUUAGUUAAGGUUCUAGAUAAAUCCAACAAGUGGGUAGCUGUCAUUGAUGCUCCCAAGUACUGCAACUACACCUUGUCACAGGGAAGGGGAAGGAACUUCUUCAUAACCCCCUACACAGCCUGUGAUGUCAGAAUACUGAAUAACAACUAUGUUUUGAAAAUAUGGUAUCUGACAACUGGUGGCAAAAAAGGGUAUGUGGUGAUGAAAUGCCCUACUGGUGCUGGAGAACCCACAAAAAGCCCAACAACCACUACAUGGGAGCGAACCAAACCAACUAGGACCACCGGAAUCGCUACAAAGACAACUAUGAGCUCCACUAGCAGGGAGCCAACUGUGGUCUGCACAGCCUCUAGUAUGGUGGUGGAGCUGUCCAAGGAACCUCUGGUACUAGUAGAGCUUCUAGCUGAAUCCAGCAAGUGGGUAGCUGUCAUUGAUGCUCCUGAGAAUUGCAACUACACCUUGAUUCAGAGCAGAGAAAGGAACCUCUUCAAAACCCCCUACACAGCAUGUGAUGUCAAGAUUCUGAAUGAGAACUACUUCUUGGCCUUGCGCUAUACAACAAUUGAUGGUAAAGUAGGGUAUGUGCAGAUGAAAUGUCCAACCAGUGCAGGAGAACCAACAAAAGCACCUGCAACUACACACACGACCAGGAAAUCAACAAGGACCCCCCCAGCACCAGAUGUGGUGUGCAACUCCUCCGGCAUGAUGGUGGAGCUGCCUAAGGUCCCUUUAGACCUAGUGGAGCUUCUAGAUUAUUCCAACAAAUGGGUAGUCGUCAACAAGGCUCCCGUGUACUGCAACUACACCUUGCUGCAGGGAAGCGGAAGGACCCUUUUCAUAACCCCCUACAAAGCCUGUGAUGUCAGGAUACUGAAUGAGAACUACAUCUUGACCCUCCGCUAUACAACUUCUGGGCAACAAGUUUAUGUUCACAUGAAAUGCCCAACCAGUGCUGCAGCACCCACAAAAACACUUUCCUCUACAACCACUAUUGGAAAACCAACAAUACCCACUGUCUGCAAAGCCUCAGUCAUGACAAUGGAGCUGCCUGAAGGACCAAUUGAACAAGUAGCCCUGAUAGAUAAAUCCAACACUCUGGUAACUGUCAAAGAUGAUACCAGAGAGUGUGGAUACAGCUUGGUGCAUGGGAGAGGAAAGAACAUCUUCACAACCCCUUACACAGCCUGUGAUGUGAAGAUGCUGAAUGGAAAUUAUGUCCUGACUCUAGCAUAUGUAACCCUUACUGGGAGAAGGGUACCGGUGCAGAUGAAAUGUCCAACCAGUGCAGCUUUACCAACGGGGUCGCCACUCCCUCCCUUUGGGGUUUCUGUCCUCUGCAGUGAUACUUGCAUGACAGUGGAACUUCCUGAGGGACUGCUACAAGAUAUCCAGUUAAUGGAUGAAUCCAACAACUUGGUAGCUGUUACCAGUGCUCCCAAGACUUGUGGCUACAGUUUGGUGAAGGGGAAUGGCAAGAACAUCUUGACCGCUCCUUACAAUGCCUGUAAUGUCAAGAUACUGAACAACUUCUACAUCCUGAGAGUCCUUUACACCACUCUUACUGGGGAGCGAGGAGCUAUACAGGCCAAGUGUCCUGUUCCUGGUCUAGUACCACAUGAGGGGUGCAAGAUACCAAGAAGUCAGCAGGUUGCUUGUGGUCCACCUAAUGCUGAUCUACAACUGUGUGUGGCCAAUGGAUGUUGUGUGGAUGCAACAACUUCCCAGUGUUACUAUCCUUUGGAAGCGUGCACUGCAGAUGGCCAUUUUGUAUUCUCUGUAUACCGCACCUCAACCAAGCCAGAAAUCGAUCCUGGCAGUCUAGUAAUUGCAGGAAACCAAUCAUGUGCCCCAGUCAUCUGCACGCCAGACUUUGCCAUCUUCAAAUUUCCUGUGACUGGCUGUGGGACACAUGUCUUUACGGUGGCAGAGACUACAAUCUAUCUUGCUGAAGUUCAUGGCUUGGUUCGGGGGAACCAGCAGGUGUAUGGAAAAAUUACGAGAGAUGGCCCUUAUCGUUUCCAUGUGGAAUGUCGCUAUUCUAAAGGAAGUUUGGCCAGCACUGGUUACUUGAUGGUGAACCCACCGCCUCCAUCAGCAGCCUUGGCUUUUGGCUCACUUGGGGUUCGGUUAAGGAUUGCCACAGACACCAGCUAUACCAGCUUCUACCCUCAGUCCCACGUGCCCCUGAGCUUCUUGGUUGGAAGCAAGGUGUACCUGGAAGUGCAGCUUGUAAACCCUCCUAACCCCAAUGUAGUUCUGCUGGUCCACUACUGCAUUGCCUAUCCCCAGUCCUCUCAAGCUGCCUGGGUGAUCCUCUAUGAAGGUUGUCCCAACAUCCUGGAUUACAGCAGUGCUGCUGGCCUCCAUGUGAAAUACAAUAACAUGCCUGUAUCCAAGCACACUCGACGCUUUGAAAUACAAAGCUUCCAGUUCCUGGACUACAAGACCAAGCAGCAUUUGGAUGAGGAAAUCUAUUUUAUGUGUUCAACUGAAGUCUGUUCUCCUGAACGCCGUGUUUGUAAUGAAGGAUGCUUUGAUGGGAGAGAUAUGCCUGUUCCAGUAGAUCUUGGUGUGGGAGGGCGCUGUGCAGGAAAGCCCUGUCCUGGGAAAUCAAACGUAGUUAAGCGAGCUGCUUCUGGUCAUACCGGCCUCAUCGCUGUCGGUGAAGGAACCUUCAUUUUGGAUGAGAAUGUGCCCCAUGAACAAACUGAGAAGCACUGGACGCACUUCCAUGGUCUCCUGGGGCUGCUUGGUUUGCUGGUCUCUGUAUCUGUUGUAAUGCUCUUCCUCAAAAAAUGGGUUGUCUUGAAAAUUGUCAGGUCCCAGAGAAGCAGUCUCUAACUUGAAUAAACCUUUAUCUUGUUGAAA
Messenger RNA from Acipenser ruthenus (sterlet), 8382 nucleotides. RefSeq lists its product as uncharacterized. The coding region runs from base 61 to 8355 and encodes 2764 amino acids. The record is from RefSeq and is a predicted model, not a curated record. Gene Ontology annotation, biological process: prevention of polyspermy; binding of sperm to zona pellucida. Gene Ontology annotation, molecular function: structural constituent of egg coat; acrosin binding. The transcript has 38 exons. NCBI's taxonomy places the organism in Eukaryota, Metazoa, Chordata, Actinopteri, Acipenseriformes, Acipenseridae. Gene Ontology annotation, cellular component: egg coat.